CUGCAGUUUGGGAAUGAGGUCAGGGUGAGACAGCCAAGCCAGGAGGAAAGUGAUGAUGGCGCUGCUGGGGAAGCUCUCCGACGGGCCACCCAACCACUCCAGGCCUGACCAGUGGCACUUGGUUUUCUCUCAAAAAGAGGAAGUCAUCACCAGUUUAGUAUCUGCCUUAGAUUCCAUGUGUUCGGCACUGUCUAAACUCAACGCGGAAGUUGCGUGCAUCGCUGUCCACGAUGAAAACACUUUUGUCGUUGGCUCGGAGAAGGGGAGGCUGUUCAUGAACACGAGAAAGGAGGUCCAAGCAGAUUUCAAGAAAUUUUGCAGAAUCCAACAGAGGAAAGAACAAGAUCUGGAUGGCCACAGGAAGGUCAAGGAUUUUGGCCGAACCAUUCCGCGGAUCGCCUCGGAUCCGGGAUCAGACGUUUACCUCCUCAGGAAGAUGGUGGAGGAAGUCUUCGAUGUGCUUUAUAGUAAGCCACUGAUGCCGCCUGAGGACCCCCUCAGGGAGCCAAACCCGACGGCCGAGGGGACCUCUUCUGCCUUGACGUCCAAGGGGAGUCGAGAGCCGGGCCUUAACAACGUGCACCCGAAACUGGCCAACCAAGACAUCGCUUCCGGGGUCGCCCCCAACAGCUUCCUGUACGGCCUGUCAGUGCCCACGCAGAUCGCCAUGGAGAUCAAGCAAGAGGGUCAUAUCGGCCGGCAUGGGAUGAGCGUGGUCGGCGAGAUGCUGCGGUCCCGGCCAUCAGGAGAAGCGAAGGUGCCUUCGCCACAGGAGUUUGGUGACUGCUGUGGACAGAAACCCACCAUCCCGGGCGGUCCGCUCAUCCAGAAUGUCCAUUCCUCCAAGCGAAUCCUUUUUUCUAUCGUCCAUGACAAAUCAGAUAAAUGGGACAGCUUUAUAAAAGAGACGGAGGACAUCAACACUCUGAGAGAAUGUGUGCAAAUUCUGUUUAACAGCAGAUAUGCUGAAGCCCUGGGCCUGGAUCAUAUGGUCCCCGUCCCGUAUCGGAAGAUUGCUUGCGAUCCGGACGCCGUUGAAAUCAUUGGCAUCCCGGACAAAAUCCCCUUCAAGCGGCCGUGCACGUACGGAGUGCCCAAGCUGAAACGGAUUUUGGAAGAGAGACACAACAUCCAUUUUGUCAUCAAAAGGAUGUUCGACGAAAGGAUUUUCACAGGAAGUAAAUUCACCAAAGACACCCCCAAGGUUGAGCCCUCCAGCCCGUCCGGGGAAAUUUCUCCCGAACCGCACCAAAUGGCCUUCCUGGAUCUGGCUGGGACUUCGCAAUCAGAUCAUCGGUCUGAAAAAAACUCUGCCUCUGGAGACUGUGAACCAGGAACCUCCGGAGAGCUGGGAGGGAUUAAACGCAUCAAAAUAGAACCCGAUGAAGUGGACAUCAUCCAGAUCACAGUCCCAGAUAGAUCGCCAGGUCCCGGUGAAGCCCAUGACGUGUCGGCCCAUCGUGGGACGCCAGAUGAUUCCAGUUACACAUGCGACAAGCUAACAGACAAAGGGCCCGGCAAUGAUUUGCAACAUGGUGAAAAGCAGAUGGAGAGUAAAGAUAGCGUAGGAGAUGUUUUAAGCCACUUGAGGAAGCAAGUUGAGAUUUUGUUCAACGCACGAUAUGCUAAAGCCAUAGGAAUUUCAGAACCUGUCAAAGUCCCCUAUUCCAAAUUCUUGAUGUACCCGGAAGACCUCUUUGUGGUGGGCUUGCCGGAUGGAAUCCUGCUCCGGCGACCGAACUGCUUCGGGAUUGCAAAGCUAAAGAAAAUCCUCCAGGCGAGCAGCAGUAUCCGGUUUGUGAUCAAGAGGCCAGAACUUCUCGCAGAAGGAGUGAAGGAGACAACCUCGGAGAGCUCCGGAGCAAUUGCUGACGAGAGAGACCCCGGUGAGCGUCUUGUGGAGGAGUCUUUAAAAAGACCAGGAUUUCAAGAAAACUAUGAUACCCGGCUUUCGAGAAUAGAUAUUGCAAACACGCUGAGGGAACAGGUUCAGGACCUGUUCAAUAAGAAGUAUGGCGAGGCCCUGGGCAUCAAAUACCCGGUCCAAGUACCAUACAAACGGAUCAAAAGCAAUCCCGGCUCAGUGAUUAUAGAAGGGUUGCCGCCAGGAAUCCCUUUCCGGAAACCCUGCACAUUCGGCUCCCAGAAUCUGGAGAGGAUAUUAGCCGUGGCGGACAAGAUCAAGUUCACGGUAACAAGGCCGUUCCAGGGACUCAUCCCUAAACCUGAUGAGGACGAUGCCAACCGGUUGGGCGAGAAGGUGAUUCUCCGAGAACAAGUGAAAGAACUGUUCAAUGAAAAAUAUGGUGAGUUUUCUCUGUCUGACCCAGUGUCUGUAUCUUAUGGGUGGAUGCAUGUCUGUCCAUCACAUUUGUUUCCCACCGGCCUGCCGGACGACAUCCCGUUCCGGAAUCCGAACACCUACGACAUCCACCGGCUGGAGAAGAUCCUCAAAGCGCGGGACCGUAUCCAGAUGGCGGUGACGAGCCAGUUCCAGCCUUUUGCGGAUCCCGGGGCGGAGGCCAGACAGCCAGAAAACGACGUCGCAGUCCCCAAAAGGAAGCGGAAGAGGAUCUCAGAAGGGAAUUCGGUCUCUUCCUCUUCGUCGUCAUCAUCCUCUUCCUCCUCAAAUCUGGAGUCCACUUCGUCAACCAAUCAGAUCUCACUUGUGCAAUGGCCCAUGUACAUGUUGGACUACGGCGGUCUCAACGUUCAAAUCCCGGGACCUAUGAAUUAUUGAGACCUCACUUUCGGAAUCAGAACCUCAGACAAACAAAACACCGCUAAUGAUGUGUAAUUUUUUUUGUAAAAAGUGUAUAUUCCAAUAUGUAUCGAUGCCUUUUAGUUUUUCCAAUGAUUUUUACACUAUAUUCCUGCCAUCAGGGCCUUUUUGAAUAAAAAAAAAUUAAGGAAAUGUUGCCUUGCUCUG
Messenger RNA from Pogona vitticeps (central bearded dragon), 2929 nucleotides. Lineage: Eukaryota; Metazoa; Chordata; Lepidosauria; Squamata; Agamidae. The record is from RefSeq and is a predicted model, not a curated record.